AUGGCGAAGAAAGGAAAACAAGCAAAGCAACACGCCGCCUCUGCUGCCGAUUCCUCCCUGUCCAAGUCGAAGAUGGGGAAUACCGCAACGUCGCCCACCGCAACCGCGGAUUCCAAGUCCACGCCUGAUGAAUCUCCGGCCACACAACAGAAAUGCAGCAGCUUUCCCACGACCCCGAUCUCGACCACCAAAGGUUCAAGUGCUUCGCAUUCGUCGCCACCAUCGACGCAAGACAUUCCCAAAGAGGCCCACGCUGACACUUUGUCGCCUCAUGACAACGAUGACGUCGGCCACAACAAGGUGCAGACUCUGGCCCCUAAGAUUGAACGCCGGUUGUCGGAUGCCAAGGAUUUACAUGAGCAGGCGAUUCUCCAUUCCCUCACCAUUGCUCCGACAAUCCAAUCUACAGCCAAGCAGCUACAACGUCCGAUGAGUGCAGACCAUGUGUCUACCUUGUUGACGAAGCGCCCUUCCUUGGUCGAGUUGACCGAUCAGGGUAUUGUGUCUGACAAGGUCGCACCAGCUCUGCAGGCCACGAGCGACGCCCUUGGGCUCAACAUCACGGCGGAUCGCCUCACGCAUCGCAUUGCUCGUCGUCCGUCGCUUCAAGGAUUGGCGGAUCAUGGCGUUGUCGACGAGGGUACGUAG
This is a messenger RNA of Aphanomyces invadans, 648 nucleotides long. RefSeq lists its product as hypothetical. The record is from RefSeq and is a predicted model, not a curated record. Bases 1 to 648 code for a protein of 215 amino acids. Lineage: Eukaryota; Oomycota; Saprolegniomycetes; Saprolegniales; Verrucalvaceae. The transcript has a single exon.